AUGGAGCAGUACUUUGGUUGGAGCGUUUCUCUGGGUCUUCAGAGCCUACAGGGUGACAACCCAAACCAAGUGUCCAGAACUGUUUCCACCAUCAUUUUGCAUCCAGACUACGACAGCUACACCAGCAACAACGACAUUGCUCUGCUCAGACUCUCCUCACAAGUCAGCUUCACAGACUACGUCAGACCUGUGUGUCUGGCAGCGAGUGGCAGUGUGUUCAACAACGGCACUGAUAGCUGGGUCACUGGCUGGGGUGCAGUCCAGGAGGGAGUUUCUUUACCGUUCCCUGAAACUCUCCAAGAAGUGGAGGUACCAGUUGUGGGAAACAGACAGUGUGACUGUCUGAAUGGUGUGGGCACAGUCACAGACAAUAUGAUCUGUGCUGGUGUUCUGGCAGGAGGCAAAGACUCAUGUCAGGGGGACUCUGGAGGUCCAAUGGUGAGUAAGCAGGGCUCCGUCUGGGUCCAGUCUGGUGUUGUCAGUUUUGGUUUUGGCUGUGCUCGGCCCGGUCUGCCAGGAGUCUACUCCAGAGUGUCCCGUUACCAGUCCUGGAUCAACUCCCACAUCAGCAUUGAUAAGCCAGGCUUUGUCCAGUUUACCUCCAGUGGGCUGGAUGCUGACAGCAGCUACACCUGUCCUGGUCUCCCUUCUUCUACAACAAAACCCCAAAUAACAUCCACAACAUCAUCCGCAACAACGAGACCAAUUCCAGUUUGUGGCAAAGCUCCCAUGAACAGUCGUGUUGUCGGUGAAAGUGGAGCUGUACCUGGAGGAACCUGGCCCUGGAUGGUUAGUCUCCAAAAGAAUGGGGUCUUCAUGUGUGGGGGAACCUUAAUUUCACAUAACUUUGCCCUUUCUGCUGCUGAUUGCUUUCCUACAAACAAUACAGAUGUCAGUGAGUGGAAGGUUUUCCUUGGCCAUCGACUUGUAAACAGUUUUGAGAAAUCUUUGGGUGUUGUGAGCAUUUUGCUAAGUCAGAUAACCGGCUCCAAUAUUGCACUUUUACAACUGGCUGAAGCAGUGAGCUACAGCGAUUACGUCCAGCCUGUGUGUCUGGACAUCAGCAAUACCAGACCCUUCCCAAUUGGCAGCCAGUGUUGGGUGGCAGGUUGGGACAAUGGACCCCAAAGAAGAGGUGGCAGUAAAGCCGGAUCCUCUCUUCGAGACCUAGAAACUCAAGUGGCAAGCUGUGGGAAUGUUUCUGAUUCACAGAACAUCUGCACUAACACCAUGGACCUUCGAGAGGGGGAUCGAGGAGGCCCUCUGCUGUGCAAGUCAGACACAUCUUGGUUCCAGGUAGCUGCUGUAACAAUGAGUGGGAGUAAAUCGGCCCGUGCAGAUGUCCAGGUCUUUUUCAAGACUCCAAGAUUUGGAUCAUUCAUUGAAAAGACAGUGGGGGAUCUGCCUUCUCCUGCAGCAGUUCUAACAGCAGAUUCACCACGUUUUUCAUUGUCUCUAUUCCUGUCUUUCACCGUCCCCAUAACCUCAAUGUCUCUGUUGUCUGUGUUGAUGUAGGCGGUUAACCCACUGAAGUGACAGCAGUGAAAUCUCUCCGUAACCUCUGAUUUAUAUACUUACAUACAGUAAUGAAAACAAAUCUUCACAUGAGGUAUUUCUGAAGAAGUUUACAUUUUAUAACGGUAAAGCAAUAAAGAGCAUUUUGUUCUUAAAUAAAGGAAAUUUUUUAAUGAAUCCAGUUAAAUGAAGGAAAGUUUUAAAUUAUUCUAUUCACUGCUGUUACCUAGUGUUGACAAAUGUAUUGUAAUUUAGUCAUAUUUAUAUAAUAAAUACAGAUCAAUCAUACAAUAAAUGUCCUUUUAUUUCAUUUCAGAAUUCUUACACCAGUUCACAAUGUCAAUAUAAAAAAUAUUCAAACAGUAGUACCCAGGUGUUAAGCAUGUUCUUCAAAGGUUUUAAAGUACAUUAUUUGAUAAAACAGGUUAUCUUGUAAAGAAGUUUUAAAUUCUACACAAUUAAUGCACAAUACUUGAAAAAUAUAGAUACAGAAAUGUUUCUUUGGUCAGAGUAUUAAUAAGCUGCUCAGUUCAAACUGAGGAUUACAAAAGUGUAAAACAUACCUCUAAAGCUCCUGUCGCAUCGUACCACUUAGUAAUAAUCACUAGUCACUAGACACUAAUAGCCCCUAUGUUUACAGUCCAGCCUUCGAUUGGAACUUAAAGCAAUUCUAACCCUUUCAUGAGCGUGACCCUAUCAAAGAACCAGUGUGUGCUAAUGAUGUAUCAGACAACUAUUUUUCCUACUCUGGGUAUUUUGGUCAAUUCAUUUCAUAGUGCUGAAAUAUAGAACUACUCAGUAUUAAUGAAGACAUUUACAUGGAUUUCUUCAAUUCUGGUUGGGCUCCAAACCCCAAAUGAAUGAGUGACUAAGGGAGUGAAUUCUGCCAAAACCAAGCAUCUUUCAAUGUAUCGAAUGAAAAUAAAAUAAAAACACUGUUUGCCUGGUUGUCAGGCUUGGGUUAGACACAACAAUUCCAUGUUGUGUCACCUUUUUUUUCUAUCAUUGAGGGCUAUGAAGAAAGCAUAGACUCACACAUCAAUUUGUUUCCCAUCAUAGAGGACUGUCUGACAGCAAGGAAACAUACUGAUAACAUUCUAAAAAUACUCAAACACAUUUAACGUUACAAAUUGCUAUAGGUGGCCUUCAGCGU
Molecule: messenger RNA, 2668 nt
Organism: Mugil cephalus (flathead mullet)
Lineage: Eukaryota; Metazoa; Chordata; Actinopteri; Mugiliformes; Mugilidae
Product: serine protease 33-like
Exons: 8
Coding region: 1-1515 (504 amino acids)
Biological process (GO): proteolysis
Molecular function (GO): serine-type endopeptidase activity
Source: RefSeq, a predicted model, not a curated record